Molecule: messenger RNA, 459 nt
Organism: Catharus ustulatus (Swainson's thrush)
Lineage: Eukaryota; Metazoa; Chordata; Aves; Passeriformes; Turdidae
Gene: RGS21
Product: regulator of G protein signaling 21
Exons: 4
Coding region: 1-459 (152 amino acids)
Source: RefSeq, a predicted model, not a curated record
AUGCCAGUGAAGUGUUGUUUCCACAGGUCAAACACUGCAGAAAACAUGGCCUGGUCUGAGUCUGUGGAUACAGUACUGGCCAAUAAAGAGGGCCUGGCAGCUUUUCGGACAUUUUUGAAGUCUGAGUUCAGUGAGGAGAAUGUGGAGUUCUGGUUGGCCUGCGAGGACUUCAAGAGAACCAAAUCCUCCACCAAGAUUGCCUCGAAAGCCCAAAAGAUUUAUUCUGACUUUAUACGAGCUGAUGCUCCAAAGGAGAUCAACAUUGACUUCCACACCAAGAAUGACAUCUCCCAGCACAUGUCAGAGCCCACCCUGAGCUGCUUUGAUGCUGCUCAGAGCUCCAUCUACUCUCUCAUGGCCAAGGACUCUUUCCCCAGGUUCCUGAGGUCAGACCUGUACAAGGAGCUGGUGCAGAAGCACCAGGACAGGAACCAGAAGAGGUGGCUCCCAUUUCUGUGA